Nannospalax galili (Upper Galilee mountains blind mole rat) is the source of this 1324-nucleotide messenger RNA. RefSeq names its product queuine tRNA-ribosyltransferase catalytic subunit 1 (gene Qtrt1). Gene Ontology annotation, cellular component: cytosol. The record is from RefSeq and is a predicted model, not a curated record. The coding region runs from base 38 to 1255 and encodes 405 amino acids. Gene Ontology annotation, molecular function: tRNA-guanosine(34) queuine transglycosylase activity. Lineage: Eukaryota; Metazoa; Chordata; Mammalia; Rodentia; Spalacidae. The transcript has 10 exons.
CAUUGUGGCCUCAGUCCACGUGGGUACAGGAGAAAAGAUGGCGGCGGUUGGAGCGAGCAGUCCCGCGUCCCUGGAGUCUGCCCCGCGAAUAAUGCGCCUGGUGGCCCAGUGCAGCCGCUCCAGAGCCCGGGCGGGCGAGCUUCGGCUGCCUCACGGCCCGGUGGCUACCCCGGUGUUCAUGCCUGUGGGCACGCAGGCCACCAUGAAGGGUAUCACCACCGAGCAGCUGGAUGCCUUGGGCUGCCGCAUCUGCUUGGGCAACACCUACCAUCUGGGGCUGAGGCCGGGCCCUGAGCUAAUCCAGAAAGCCCAGGGUCUCCAUGGCUUCAUGAAUUGGCCCCACAAUCUUCUGACGGACAGCGGCGGCUUCCAGAUGGUGUCUCUGGUGUCCCUUUCGGAGGUGACGGAGGAGGGCGUCCGCUUCCGCUCGCCAUACGACGGGGAGGAGACGCUUUUGAGCCCAGAGAGAUCCGUAGAAAUCCAAAACGCACUAGGCUCUGAUAUCAUCAUGCAGUUGGACGAUGUGGUGAGCAGUACAGUAACAGGCCCACGUGUGGAGGAGGCCAUGCACAGGUCAGUUCGCUGGCUGGACCGGUGCAUUGCAGCCCAUCAGCGUCCAGACAAACAGAACCUCUUCGCCAUCAUCCAGGGCGGACUGGAUGAGAACUUACGGGCUGCAUGCCUGAAAGAGAUGAUCAAAAGGGACGUGCCUGGCUUCGCCAUUGGAGGUCUGAGCGGGGGAGAGAGCAAGGCCCAGUUCUGGAAGAUGGUGGCAUUGAGUACCUCCAUGCUGCCUAAGGACAAACCCCGAUACCUGAUGGGCGUUGGCUAUGCCACGGACCUGGUGGUCUGCGUAGCUCUUGGAUGCGACAUGUUCGACUGUGUGUACCCCACACGGACAGCGCGCUUUGGCUCUGCCCUGGUGCCCACUGGGAACCUGCAGUUGAAGAAGCAACAAUAUGCCAAAGACUUCAGUCCCAUAAACCCCGAGUGUUCCUGUCCUACCUGCCAGAAGCACAGUCGUGCCUUCCUGCACGCUCUCCUGCACAGCGACAACACAGCUGCACUCCACCACCUCACUGUGCAUAACAUAGCUUACCAGCUGCAGCUCCUGAGUGCUAUGCGCAGCAGCAUCUUGGAGCAGAGCUUCCCAGACUUCGUUCGGAACUUCAUGCUCACCAUGUAUGGGGACUACAGCCUUUGUCCACCCUGGGCCAUCGAAGCCCUGGCCUCAGUGGGGAUCACCCUGGGAUGACCUGGUUUUGGGGGAAGGAGAGGCUGGGGCUGGGAGGCUGGAAGAUACUGUUUUUUGUUUUUGUUUUUG